Molecule: messenger RNA, 1256 nt
Organism: Blepharisma stoltei
Lineage: Eukaryota; Ciliophora; Heterotrichea; Heterotrichida; Blepharismidae
Source: the annotation of a GenBank genome assembly
AUGGACGAUUUUAUCUGCCCUUUUUGUCGAAAAAUUCUGUUGAAGCCUAUCACAGUUUCCUGUGGUCACACUUUCUGCAAACCCUGCGUUACCCGCUCUUCAAAUUCCCAGCGAAAAUGCCCAAACUGUGACUCCACAUUUCAAGUUUCCCCACAUAGCAAGCCCAACAUCUUAAUUCAAUCUCUUAUAGAAAAGAACUGGCACCGCUGGCGUUAAUAAACUGAAUAAGUUUAUAAUAUAUUUAUUCUUUUAAAAAAUUUGCCAUUAUUUUUAUAGACGACAAAUUUAUAUCUUUUAAUCAUCGAGCACGAUAAUUUUAUAUAGUAAUUAAUUCAGAAAAGAGCCAUGGGAAGUAAUUUGUUUAAAUGAAUGUACCUUCAGUUUGUAACAUCACUGGUGCCAAAAAGAACUUUCCCAAAGAAUUUAAAAAGCGAAGCAAAGAAACUCCAAGAGAGGAAGCUAAAAGGUCUCUAAAUCCUAUUCCGAUUUAUAUUAAAGAAAAUUUAUUACUAUUUCCAGGGGCUGUAGGAGUAAUAAGCAAUCCAGAAAUGAAAUAUUUGAUGAUGGUGCAGCACGCGAUGAUGGGAAACAGAGUGUUUGGCAUGCUUUCUUCUUAUAAUGGAAGAUGGGUUGGCUCUUUAUUAGAAAUUACGUCACUUGACAUAAAUAACCCUCUAAAUGUAGUUGUACACGUGGUAGCAAAAGAAAGGUUUAUUAUUGAGAAUGUUUUUCCUGAUCAAGAUGAGUCUCGUACAAUUGAUGUAAAUAGAUUAGGGCCAAAUGAAAUUAUUCUGAUAAUAAUAAAUUGUAUUUUUUAUUAUUAAAAUAAAUAAUUAUAGAUACUUAAGACAAAAAAAUAUAAUAGUGAAAGCAUUUAUUUUGGGUGGCCGAUUUUUAUUAGGGAUGCUUAUGAUUACGAACCAGAAAUAAAGGGAGAAAUAUUAAGCUUUGUUGAAGGGUGCAUCAACCUAUUAGGAAUUGAUGAACAAAGGAUUAUGCGAGGAUUAUUUGUGAAUGGCUGUGAUAAAAGCUUCUAUGCUUGUGCAAUGCUGAAUUUGACACAUGAAGAUCUUUUGAAAGCUUAUUUUUCAACCAGCAAAUCUGAACGCUACGAAAUCUGCAGGACUUAUACUUUUGGCAAAAAAAUUGAUAGAAUUCACAUAAGAGAUCAGAGAUAUUCCUGGCUAAAAGCCAAUUUUACAACAAUUAUGAUAGUUUUAGCGUUAUUCGUUAUAAUAUUUUUCGGUCGCAGGUAG